UUCAAAAUACUACAUUACCCAGAAGCCCCCGCUGACAUCUGUAAUCACGUGAUAUUGUAUAAAAGCACACGUGAGCUCACCCUCACCAUGUUGCUUUCCUUUUGAAGGUGAACAGCCUGUGAGUGUGCGCCGCCAACCCCAAUACAAUUCAGCCAGAAGAUGCCGACUGUGUCUGCUGCCAGCGCGGAGCCUGCUGCUGUUGAGGGCGCUGAGAAGAAGCCCCUAAAGCCAUGCUGCGCUUGUCCGGAGACUAAGAAAGUCAGGGAUGCUUGCAUCAUUGAAAAGGGAGAGGGAAUGUGCACAGACCUGAUUGAGGCACAUAAGGAGUGUAUGAGGGCGCUUGGCUUCAAGAUUUAAAAAUACUCCCUUUUUGUGUGUGUAUUGCUGUGAAAGUGAAAAACAACCCUGGACAUUCCCUUCAUUCCCUCUUAUUUAUACCUCCACCUGGAAGGGAACUGUUGCGAUGAAGCACUCUUUUAAAGUCUUCAGAAUUUGAAAAUGUGUGAUUUAAACUGUUUGAAACUGAAUAAAAGUCCUAUGCAAUAACUU
Molecule: messenger RNA, 549 nt
Organism: Acanthopagrus latus (yellowfin seabream)
Lineage: Eukaryota; Metazoa; Chordata; Actinopteri; Spariformes; Sparidae
Product: cytochrome c oxidase copper chaperone
Exons: 4
Coding region: 160-357 (65 amino acids)
Biological process (GO): mitochondrial respiratory chain complex IV assembly
Cellular component (GO): mitochondrial intermembrane space
Molecular function (GO): copper chaperone activity; copper ion binding
Source: RefSeq, a predicted model, not a curated record